AGCUGUCAAUUUAUCAAUGUCAAAUCAAAGCGUAAAUUGUAAAAAUAUCAAAGAUAAUUGUUAAUUAAAAAUUACUUUAUUGUUACCCAAACAAUCGUUUCUAAAUAUAAUGUAAUCACAGCAAAAAGUCAUAGAGCCGUAUAUUUAUUCUGAUACUGUUAUCACAACAAAAUCUAUCAUGGAUAUUGACGACUAUGAUGCGUUGCCUGACGACGCUACAUGUAGCGUUUGCUUCGCCGAAUUCCUGGACAAAGAGGAUUUAGAGGUCCACAUACGACAGAUUCAUCUAAACAAAGCUACGCAGCCUCGUUUCUGUGAUAUAUGCACUCAAAUAUUCCCUGAUAUCGAGGAGUUUGCGCUACAUAUCCGAAAUGUCCACUUGGCUACUAUUCUGUGUUGCAAAUACUGCACUAGGAUGUAUAAAUCCAAUACGGAGUUAGUAGAACACGAAAAAGCUCACAAAGCAACUGUUUUGUACCCAAAAAUAUCAUGUUCCCAAUGUAAAUGUAUGUUUGAACAUAAAAAUGAAGUGAAAGACCAUGAAUUAAAAGAGCACAGGGAUUCGAAUCACGGUAUCAUGUCCAAAGAGGUUUUACCAAUACUUUCAUCGUUAUUAUGUAUGAACGCUGUGGAUUUUCUCGCUGCACCGUUUUACAAUUUCCCGUACAAUUGCAGAGUGUGUGAUAUAACAACCAUAGAUAUAAAUGUGUAUCUGCAACAUUUUGUUGAUAAUAGAUGUCGAUGUUACACUUGUGACAAAUGCUGUAAAGUAUUUACAUCUAAAUUUAAUCUUGGCGUCCAUUUGAAACUAUUACAUGGAAACGCCCCUGUUAUUGAUAAGAAGUGUCCUAAAUGUAAGUUGCCAUAUAAAGGUCGGCUUAUGUUGCACUUAAAAACUUGUAAGGGCAUGACAUGUGGGCUGUGUGACUUGACGUUUAAAUCGGUUACCGAUUUUACGAAUCACAGAAUCAAGCAUCAGUCACAAGCAUUGGCGUGCGAAUAUUGCAUAUACUGUCAACGACAGAUGAUUGGCAGCGUCAUGCAGAAGCAUAUAGACAGAGCUCAUAAAAACGAGGUUCAUUUAUACAAAUACCAUUGUACAGAUUGUAAAAGAGUUUUUAAGCAUCCCAAAUUACUGUUUGCACACUUUUAUUCAAAACACAAGGACUUGCAUCCAUAUACUUGUAAGAUAUGUGAUAAAAAAUUUCGAAUUCGCAAAUCUUUUACACUCCACAUCAAGUUAACUCACAAAAGUGUUGGUUCUGUUAAAUUUGACAGUAAUUUCCAUGUAUUUUUUACUGAUAAUGAAUCUGCUAAACAGAGUCUUUCAGAUGUAAGUCAAAUUAAUGCAUCUGAAAAUAAUGAUGAUGGAGUAAGUUUAGAAAAUGAUGAUCAAGCUCACAAAGAUUCAGUUGACUCAAAUCAAGACAAUAUUAUAGACGGUAAAAAUAUGGAGGUAUGUGACAAUGAAGUUGAAAUUCAAUCGGAAGAAGUUGAUCUUGAACUCUCAAAUGAUAAAAAUGAUGAGAUGUCAACAGAAGUUGAAAGUCCCAGCAAAAUAAAUGAUAAGGUUGUCGAAGAGACUAUUAAUAUUGAGUUUCAGAUGGAAAAUGUAGACAAUGACAACAUAAUCAAUAAAAAUAUUACAAAUAAUAGUGAUAUUGAUGUAAAAACAGAUGAAAGGCAUGUAAAAAAGAUAGCAGUGAAACGCAGAAGAAGUUUUAGUAAAAAAGUCAAAGACAACAUAACAGACAAUGACAUAUCCUCUGAUGAUUCAGACAUACCACUAAAAGUGAUAUGUGAUAGAAGGAAAUCAGGGAGGAAAUUUAAAAGAGUUUCCAAAGGCCCGUGGAAUCCACCAAAGAAUAAGAACUUCAUAUGUAAAACGUGUAACAAAAAUUGCUACACAUAUCAAAACUACCACAGACAUAUAGCAUUACAUGUUAAAAAUGAAACCAAAGUGUGCAUCAAAUGUCACAAAAAAUUUUCUUCAGUGAACAAACUUAACAAACACAUAAAAAAUGAGCAUUCAUCCUCAAAAUUAACAGAAACGUUAAAAAAGCUGCUGGAAAAACGUAAAAAUACAGAAAUAAAACAAAAUAAUGCAACACCAAUACCAAUAGAGACACUGGACGACCAACCAAUAUUAUCGACAAGUGAAAAAUUCCGCAACACUAUAAAAAAGGUUGCCAUUUCAAGAAGUGAUACUAAAGCCACAAUAAAACUAGUAGACAAAGACAAAAUAUCAGUAAAAAAAUACUUGGAAAGCUUCACACCAGAUACAAACGACAUAAAAAUUACAAUGAUCAAAAGUGCAACCACUUGUGAUGCGAAGAAAAUUAGACGACCAUUUAUAAAGCUAACAAAAUUCACUCCAGAUAACAUAUCAAAUACACAGGUGAAAUUAAAAAUGCCAGUCAAAUUCGCAGAUGAUUUGAAUGAGAAGUUUCAAGUGAGUAUAAAACUUGUAUCAAAUUAUGUGCCACCGUCAAUGAAGUUCAUUAACAAACCACACUUCAUCAAUGAUGAAACAUUUGAUGAACCUGAAUAUACUGAUACAUACGAACCUGAAGAAGUAGAAGAACCAAUACCAGAAGUAGCACAAGAAGUAAGUUUAGUAGGCACAGAAGAAUCAAGAAACUUUGUUCACACAAUAGACUUGAAGAACUUGUCGGAAUGGCAUAAGAACAUUAAGAUUGCACAUCCGACGACUGUGGCUCCAUUUUUCAAAAUAUCGAAAGUAUUUCUCGGUAACGAUGAAAAAUUCACAUUGGCUCCAGAAGAAAUUGAACCUCCACCGCCACCGAAGGAUAUAACUUUAGCGAAUGGUAAAAAAUUGGUUAGAGCAAAUCCAUUCGCACACUUACUAGAUACUAAGACAAUAGAUGAAUUGAAAAAGACAAAGAAAAAGAAAUAUACUUACUACAAACCGAGAUUAACUAACGUAGCUGAAGCUUUAACGAAAGCUAUGCAAAAGUUAGAAGGUGGUUCGCUAAAUAAAAAAAAGAAAAAGCAGUAAUUAUCUGUAACAAGGAAUUUACUAUAUGAAUACUGUAUGAUUUUUUGUUAUUGGAAUACGAAAACAUUGUCAGCAAAGAUGAUAUACUAUUAGACAUGUCACGCGUCGUAACUGAGGCAAACAAAAGUGGCCAAUUGUCUUAAUAAUACAUCAAUGCUCAUUUGCCUGGUAUUACAACAACCAUGCUCUUCAGAAUACAGCAUUGCUGCAGCAACAAUAAUAAUCCUCUUUUUAAGCUCUACUGCAACUUGAAUUAAUAAACAUCUGUUUAUUCAUAGAAUGUAAUGUUCUGAAUACUAAUUAUAGUUUUACUAUGUUUGUAUUAGUUAUGUAUU
Molecule: messenger RNA, 3354 nt
Organism: Bicyclus anynana (squinting bush brown)
Lineage: Eukaryota; Metazoa; Arthropoda; Insecta; Lepidoptera; Nymphalidae
Product: protein suppressor of hairy wing-like
Exons: 1
Coding region: 179-3019 (946 amino acids)
Biological process (GO): regulation of transcription by RNA polymerase II
Cellular component (GO): nucleus
Molecular function (GO): DNA-binding transcription factor activity, RNA polymerase II-specific; RNA polymerase II transcription regulatory region sequence-specific DNA binding
Source: RefSeq, a predicted model, not a curated record